Colletotrichum acutatum is the source of this 1655-nucleotide messenger RNA. RefSeq lists its product as uncharacterized. The record is from RefSeq and is a predicted model, not a curated record. Gene Ontology annotation, molecular function: zinc ion binding; DNA-binding transcription factor activity, RNA polymerase II-specific. The transcript is spliced from 3 exons. Gene Ontology annotation, biological process: regulation of DNA-templated transcription. Lineage: Eukaryota; Fungi; Ascomycota; Sordariomycetes; Glomerellales; Glomerellaceae. The coding region runs from base 224 to 1513 and encodes 429 amino acids.
ACCCUUUUCGUCAACAUCAUUUCUGCCGAAGCUCCCCGCCGACUCUUCACUCACCACGCGACGACUGUCUGUCAACUAGCCUUGCCGCCGGUCGCUUGCUGCAUCUGCGCAGCAAUUCUUUCAAGGCACAACAGCUAUCGCUUGCUCGGCCCAACGCGCCUGCAUAGCGACGUAACGACUCUCACCACUCCACCUCCGAGCCGGUGAGGUGCCGUUCUAAAUCAUGUCAACAUUUACUGCCCUCAAUGGGGGCUCACCAAAAACGUCAGAACCACCCAACCCGCCCGCCGACGCCAGUAGAGCCCCGUCAGACGAGCGCACCAAUGGGCAACCCACCCUUCCUGAGCCCAAAUCAACAGCCGCCGUAGAGCCCUCCCCAAACCAGAGAGAGCCCUGGGCCGGCCCAAGCCAGGACAGAUCCCCGUAUCAAACAGCAAAUUACCCCGACGUUGAUGGCUCUCAUAAGAGAAAGCGAUCAAACUCAGUGGAGCUAAGGCGGGAAGCUCCCGGGCGUCAGGAAAAGUCCCCUGAGACUGCCUCUCAGCCUCACCCACCAGAACCACGUGAACCGUAUGGAACGCCCUCGCGCGAUCAUCGCCCGUACGCUGAACGCGAAGAUUCAAGGGAACAGGGUGAGUCAUGGUAUUCACGUGAGGGAAGAGAAAGGGAGAGGGAGAGAGAGGAGAGGGGUUACUACGACCAACCUUCGGCAACAUCUACCCAAGGUCAAUCCGAAGAGCAAAUUGGGGAGGCUCUGAGACGCGCCAACCAGAUGGAUGCGAAUGAUUACGACAACACCAGCCCUGACGGUGAUGAUCGAUCUAUGGCCUAUGGCUCUUACACGCCUGGCGGAUCCCGUGAUAUGCUUCAAUCCGACAAGGCGAAGAGAAAACGAAACUUCAGUAACCGAACCAAGACGGGGUGUCUUACGUGCCGAAGGAGGAAGAAGAAGUGCGAUGAGCAGAAGCCGGAAUGUAGCAACUGUCUUCGUGGAGGCUUUGUCUGUGCAGGAUAUCCUCCGCAGCGGAACACGGCUUGGCAGAAGCCGGACAGCAAGGCCGCCGCCAUCCCCUUGGAGUCCAAAGACCCCAGCUACGUCCCACCUGGCGCGUAUGGCAUGCCACAACAAGCUCCCUACGGCAGCCAACCAGCUGUCGGACCAAGACGAGAGGCAUUACCUCCCUACCGUGGCCAGCCCUUGCGGAUAGAUCCUCCUCAGGGCCGACCCCUACUGACUGACGACGACCGGCCGACAGCCUCGACGAUUCCCAGUGCAUCGGUUGCGAGCCCCGAGACCAAGCUAUCCGCCAUUCCCUACACUCCAGCGAACGCCUUCCCGACGCCAAUCAGUGCCCAAGGGCCUCCUCAUGCCCCCUUCUCAGAGAGAAAGGACUACCAGCGUGUGCCCCCGUUGCACGACAUUAGCAGGACUGUGCCGGAACCGGAGACGCCUCAUCCUGGCAACACGCUGCCGCAAAUCAAUAUUCUGCACCCCACGAGGUCGAACACCUAGCUCAGCUAGUUGGAGCAAGAAAAGCGCGGGGAGGCACCGGCUGCGUGGGGGGUUUAGCUCUGGUAGCUCUAGACGGAGGCCGGAUGGACGGGCUUACAUUGACAGCAAAAGGCCGUCAGUGCAGGUUCGGAGGAGCAGGCAA